This is a messenger RNA of Drosophila kikkawai, 2326 nucleotides long. RefSeq names its product Heat shock protein 60A (gene Hsp60A). The record is from RefSeq and is a predicted model, not a curated record. Gene Ontology annotation, molecular function: ATP-dependent protein folding chaperone; protein-folding chaperone binding; ATP binding. Lineage: Eukaryota; Metazoa; Arthropoda; Insecta; Diptera; Drosophilidae. Gene Ontology annotation, biological process: apoptotic mitochondrial changes; protein import into mitochondrial intermembrane space; protein refolding. Gene Ontology annotation, cellular component: mitochondrial matrix; mitochondrial inner membrane.
CGUUCACACUUUCAACUUUCAAAGAGGAAAUCCGGACCGCCUGUGGGCAAGUGACUUGGUUGUUUUACAUCAAAUAGAAUCGGAGCUUUAUUUCCUGUCCUGUAAAGUCUAAGCAGCGCCAGUUUUAUUCAAAAUGUUCCGUUUGCCAGUUUCGCUUGCUCGCACCUCCAUCAGCCGCCAGCUGGCCAUGCGCGGCUAUGCCAAGGACGUCAAGUUCGGGCCGGAGGUGCGCGCCAUGAUGCUCCAGGGUGUCGAUGUGCUGGCCGAUGCCGUGGCCGUGACCAUGGGACCCAAGGGCCGCAACGUGAUCAUCGAGCAGUCGUGGGGCUCGCCCAAGAUCACCAAGGACGGCGUUACGGUGGCCAAGUCCAUUGAGCUGAAGGAUAAGUUCCAAAACAUUGGCGCCAAGCUGGUCCAGGAUGUGGCAAACAACACAAAUGAGGAGGCUGGCGAUGGCACCACCACUGCAACCGUUCUGGCCCGUGCCAUUGCCAAGGAGGGCUUCGAGAAGAUCUCGAAGGGUGCCAAUCCCGUGGAGAUUCGUCGGGGCGUCAUGCUCGCUGUGGAGACGGUUAAGGACAACCUGAAGGCCAUGUCGCGCACUGUCAAGACACCGGAGGAGAUCGCCCAGGUGGCUACCAUCUCGGCUAACGGCGACCAGGCCAUCGGCAACCUGAUCAGCGAGGCCAUGAAGAAGGUCGGGCGCGAUGGUGUCAUCACUGUUAAGGAUGGCAAGACCCUCAACGACGAGCUGGAGGUGAUCGAAGGCAUGAAGUUCGAUCGCGGCUACAUUUCGCCCUAUUUCAUCAACUCUUCCAAGGGCGCCAAGGUGGAGUUCCAGAACGCCCUGCUUUUGCUUUCGGAGAAGAAGAUCACCUCGGUGCAGAGCAUCGUUCCCGCCCUGGAGCUGGCCAAUGCUCAGCGCAAGCCGCUGGUCAUUAUCGCCGAGGACAUUGAUGGCGAGGCUUUGAGUACCUUGGUUGUGAAUCGCCUGAAGAUCGGCCUGCAGGUGGCCGCCGUUAAGGCACCCGGUUUCGGUGAUAACCGCAAGAGCACCCUCACCGACAUGGCCAUCGCCUCCGGUGGCAUCGUCUUCGGCGACGAUGCCGAUCUCGUUAAGCUCGAGGACGUCAAGGUCAGCGAUCUGGGCCAGGUGGGCGAGGUUGUGAUCACCAAGGAUGACACCCUACUGCUGAAGGGCAAUGGCAAGAAGGAGGAUGUGCAGCGCCGCGUCGAUCAGAUCAAGGAGCAGAUCACCGACACCACCUCCGAGUACGAGAAGGAGAAGCUGCAGGAGCGCCUGGCCCGUCUGGCCUCUGGCGUUGCCCUGCUCCGCGUCGGUGGAUCCAGCGAGGUGGAGGUUAACGAGAAGAAGGACCGCGUCCAUGAUGCCCUCAACGCCACACGGGCUGCCGUCGAGGAGGGAAUCGUUCCCGGCGGUGGCACUGCCCUGCUGCGCUGCAUUGAGAAGUUGGAUGGCGUCCAGACCACCAACCAGGAUCAGAACCUCGGCGUGGAGAUUGUGCGCCGUGCCCUGCGCAUGCCCUGCAUGACCAUUGCCAAGAACGCCGGCGUUGAUGGCGCUAUGGUGGUUGCCAAGGUGGAGACCCAGUCCGGUGACUAUGGCUACGAUGCCCUGAAGGGCGAAUAUGGCAACCUGAUCGAGAAGGGCAUCAUCGAUCCCACCAAGGUGGUGCGCACCGCCAUCACAGAUGCUUCUGGUGUUGCCUCUCUCCUGACCACCGCCGAGGCUGUGGUUACCGAGAUUCCCAAGGAGGAUGGUGCUCCUGGCAUGCCCGGCAUGGGCGGUAUGGGCGGCAUGGGAGGCAUGGGCGGCAUGGGUGGCAUGAUGUAAGCCAUCAGAAAGAGAGAGAGAGAGAUGCAGAGAAAGCCGAAGCCAGUGUAAUGUUUAAGUCAUGAUGCGGAACGGCGGCGUUGGGGAGGGAAGCGAACGCGGCCAACAGUCGAGGCGAGACCCACCAAUAUCUCUUACGUCGGUGCAUCCAGCCGAACUCAAUCAAGUUAUGAACUCCCAUGCAAACAUUCUAAUCCCCGAUGGAACUCUUGGUUUUGCUUCGCAUUUAUCCUUUGGCAUCGCCCGAGUAGCCUCAUCGACAAACACAGCACAGCACCACAAAUACGCAAAGGCUGGAUGUGAGCUCGCCGAGAUUCUGGAGUGUUCGCUUUCACGAUUUACGCCGCUGCUUCCCAUUGUGUGUUUUGACGUUUUUUUUAACUAUUCCUUAAUUCUAUAUUUUUUUUUUACAUGUUAUAUAUGUAAAGAUACCGUUAGUUGUAAAAUAUAAAAAAAAAAAAAAGAACACAA